CUAUUCCCACAUAACCCAAUCUGCCUCGACUGCUCACUGUUCUCAAGUUUUACCUUCUCUGACGCAAUCAUGAGGCAGCUUCUGUUGUUGCUUGUAGGCGUCGCUUUUGUGCAUGCCGCUGUUGUCCCUUCACAGGAAAGGUACUUUGCGGCAGGGCGCGAGUACGUGUACCAUUAUGAAGGACAGGUGGUCAGCGGGAUCCCGGGGGUCAGUAAAGAAGUGGCAGGCAUCAAGAUCAUCACGGAUGUACACAUCCACAUGAUGGCUGACAACAAAUGCCUGCUGAGGUUUGAACAAGUUCAAUUGGCCAAGAUUCAGACAGAGACUGAGGACCCAGCUAAGCAGCUGACUGUGGACAAACUGCAGCGUCUGCCGCAGGAGAUUGAAACGCCUCUCCUGGAGCAGCUGGUCAAACCGAUUGAAUUUAGAUACUUGAAUGGAAAGGUUUUCCACAUCGUGAUCUCUCAGAAUGAGCCUGUCUGGGCCUCCAAUAUCAAGAAGGGGGUGUUGGAACUGAUGCUUGUCAACAUCCAGGGCACAGAUGACUUGAACGAGCCUGAAACACAGCGCACACAGCCUAGUAACAUUCUUCACCAGAAAAAACACUACCGUGUGAUGGAGAGGGGCAUCGCUGGCUACUGUGAGUCAGUGUAUAAAGUCAAGAUCUCGGAUUCCAGGCCUCACAUCAUUAACAAAGAAGUCCAGCCCCAACGCUUUGUCCUGAACAUCACCAAGACUCGGGACCUCCUGGAAUGCCAGCAGCGCACCCAGCGCAGCAAACUGUCCUUGCUCUCCAGUAGGAAGUGUGAGAAAUGUAAGGGCUGGGAGACUAGCCCUGCCACAGAGCCCUUCAGCGAGUUCCGAAAACCCAAUGAGAAGAAGGAGGAGCUCUUGAAGUGCCUCAGCCAGGUCCGUUACAGCAUCAGCCUCAAGGACCACAGCAAGUUUGUCAUUGACGCCGUUGUGGCUGAAGGCAAGCACAUCUUCCAGCCAUUUGGACAGAAGGGUGGGAAGGCUGUCGCAUUCGUCAAUCAAACUUUCGUCCUGAAGAGCACCAGAGAGAUACCCCAGGAUGAGUUCAUUCCGGACGUCGAGAACCCCAAGGACCAGGCAGAGGACCUGACGUUUGUCUUUGAGGCAUGGAAGAAGCACGAGCAUGACUCGGAAGAAGACCAUGAGCGGACUGAAGAAGAUGGACCCCACAUGAGUCAGAUCCGUACCAAGGUGAAGACCUACCUCCAGAAAAUCCAAGACAACAUCAAGAAGGAUGGGAUCACUGAAGAAGCUCCCAAGAACUUCAUCCUCCUGGUCAAGAAGCUGAAAAAGUUUGGCCCCCUGGAGCUCCAGAACAUCUUUGACAGGCUCGGCAAGAAGUUUGUCAGUGACUCUAAGGAGAUGAAAGAAAGGAAGCAAAUUCUCCUGGAUGCCCUCGUUCAGGUGGAGAACGACAAGUCCGUGGAGAUUUUGACAAGUGAGAUCGGCAAGAGGACCUACGAGUGUGAGGAGGCCUGUCAGAUCCUGAGCACCAUCGCCCUGAUCAAUGAACCGACAGAGGAGAUCCUGGAUCAUGUCCUGGGUCUGUGCCGGGGCCCUGUGGUCAACGGACCCAACGCUGACCAGCAAGUGAGGAAGACAUGCUGGCUGAGCUUUGGCUCUUUGGUCCACAAGGCUUGCAAGGUCAACCAGAUCUGCUCCGAGGACAAGAAACAAGAAUAUUCAAUGAACCUUCUCGCCGGCAUUGACCCCUCACGGCCCGAAGAGGACAAGCGUAUGUGCCUCAAGGCCAUCGGCAACACUGGCCUGGUCAUGAAGAAGACCACUGAUGCCGAGACGGACUCCAUCGAUCACAUUAGAGAGAUCAUCAAUUCGAACGUGGAAGAUGUGGACCUGCGCGUGCAGGCCAUCUACUCCCUGCGUCGCCUGGCUAAGGUUGUGCCAGAGAGAAUUGUGCCUCUUCUGAUGCCCUUGAUCGAGAACAUGGAUGAAGACCACCAGGUCCGCAUCGCUGCCUACGUCAUCGUCAUGGACACUGAGCCUGAGACAGAUAUCGUCUUCUCUAUCAUCAGCGACCUGAAGAAUGACAAGUCCAAGCAGGUGGCUAGUUUUGUCUACACUCACCUGGAGAGUCUGGCCUCCAACUACCAGAAGUGCAAGAAGAACUUAUUCAAAGUGGCCCGGAAGGCCCUGCUGACUCUGAAGCCAUUCGUCCAUGGAGCACAGUACUCCAAGAGGUUUAUGUGGGCACCAAACUUCUGGGAGCAGAAGGUGAGUCUCAACACUGAGGCUUCCGUCAUCGGCACGCCCGCCUCGCCGUUCCCCGUCAGCGGCUCGCUUCCAACAACGAUAAUCGACCCCUACUCCAACCAAGUGAAGGCCUCUGGCUACUUGAAGUUCUUUGGCAACGAGCUGCGAACAUUCAGUCUGGACAAGGACACUAUCUGGUCAUACCUGGAUGGAACAUCUGAGUGGAUGAGAGAGAGAGAGGACAAGAUGCGGGCGGGCGAGAACCCCUACACCUACCGCAAGAUCUUCAGCCUGGGCGGGGGCGUGCACGAGAUCCCGACAGAGAUAGGUCUGCCCCUGCAGCUGUGGGUAGACUCGGCCGUGGCUAUGGCACUAGACGCCCAAGGCAAGGCAGUGCUGACCCCCCGCUUGACCGACAUCCUACAGAACCCGGCCAGCAAGCUGGAGAGGGUGGAUGUGGAAGGGAGCCUUACACCUAGGGCCGCCGUCUCUGUCAUGGGCAAGAUGAAAGUUAGCCUGGACGACAGCCUCAUGUCCGGUCUGUACAUCAGCGGUUCCCUGAACACCUCCGCUGUCCUGAACGGCACGGUCAAUGUGAAUGUGCCCAAGCAGCUGUACGAGACACGCUUCAAUACUCCGUCCAGCGAGCAUCAGGCUUUCUCACUGCGCAGCCGACCGUACACCUUCACCUACAUCCCUGAGCCAGAAAGGACUCAGACUCCUGAGGUUGCCCGUGAUUCCCAGGAGAGCUACCAGUUUACAAAGAAACUGAUCAAGGGCAAGCUGAUGAGCCCAAGGCCUGUCCAGAGCGCUUUCAGGUUUGGAAGGGAAUCACUUGGGGUGGAGAUGGAGCUGAAGACCCGUCGUGUGCCACGAUCCUGCAGUUACACCUACGGCCCCACUCACUUGGUGUUCAAUGGCCCCAUUGAUGUCAACGUCACCCUCAGGCCCGGGGAGAACACCCCUGAGAAUGUGGUCGCUCACAUGAAGGUGGUGGAUGAGUUCAAGACACAGGAGGAGUACAAUGCGUUCAAGGAGAAGUUCUUAGCCAAGCAGCACUUUGAGGUUGACUCAAUGUGGAGGGAGUCUGAGGAGCAUGACCAUGAACCCGAACCCGUGCCCCAGGAGCACCUCAAAUCGUUCCGCACCAUGGGCAUGGACUUCCUCAAGCGCUUUGAGGAUUGGAAGUACGACAGCGCCCGCUGGCCGUUCACCGGGGAACAUGUGGAGGACAGGUCACAUGACUCGACUGAGGAGGUCAUCCCUGAUCCCACCAGAACCGUUGAGCUGUACCACAUCUAUUUCAACAUCAGCACCAAUGGCAGCCAGCCAAUCCGUGAGCUGAUCAGCCGCAUCAGUCUGGACCAGCAGGAUGAAUUCUACAAGGCGGUGCGCUUUGAUGUCAUGACUGCUGAGAAGACCUUCCGUCCUGACCCUAUCCACGUGGACCAGAUCAAGGAGUGGACAGAGGAAAUCCAGACACUCUGCAUGCAAGGGGAGCUUGAGCACCCAGCCUAUGGUGCGACCCUCCCUGAAUCUGAGAAACUGGAACCCAUCCCGGGACUGCCAGACGUCGCUCAGGAUCCUAGAGUGCUCUUUAAGUUCAGCACUCAGUGGGGCAAGAGCUGCUUGGAGGACCAGAAGAUGCAGAUCAAGGCCCGUCUCCAGAGAUCCAAGAAGCAGCAGGAGGAGCUGAGUGAGGAGACGCCUGACAAGAUCGAGUGCCUGAAGAACAUCCAGGAGACCAAUAACAGGUACACCCAGGCCUGCAAGUCGCUGCGUCGGGAGCGAGAGGAGCUGCGGGCAGUCCACGCCGAGCUGACGCACAAUGAGCAUGUCAAGAAGACUUACAAGACCUUCUUCUACCAAGGCCUUGAGUGGAUCAAGAAGUUCAUCUGGGGAAUUGUCAAGACGGAACAGGCUGAGGUCCACAACCCUGACAAGACGGUCCUGGUCACCGGUGAGCUGGAGAAGACCCUGGACAAGCUGAACGUCUCCAUCAAGCACGUGCACGGCAACGUCAGAUUUGACCGUCUCUACAUCCCCCAGUUCCUCCAGGACCUGAAGGUUCUGCAGCCAUACAAGCUCCAGCAGCACAUGGUGAUGAGCUACAGAGACGACCUGCUCAACGGACGCAACAUCAACAAGUGCAAGUCUCUGAGGAACAACUCCAUCAUCACCUUUGACAAGAGGAUGUACAACUACGAGCAGAGCAAGUGUGAUCACAUCCUGGCAAAGGAUUGCUCCAGUAAGGAACGCUUUGUCGUCUUGUCCAGGAAGCUGGCCCAGACCAGCACCAAGAAGAUUGUCACUGUCUACAUCGACAACACCAAGAUCCAGUUUGUACCCAACUUGAUGGACGAGGACGUGGCCACCCUGAUCAACGAAACCAACGUGAACCUGGAGGUACUGAAGAAGCUCAUCAUCCAGGAUGGUGUGAUCAAGAAGGUUCCCUUCGGCUCCCAUACCGUCCACAUCAUGGAUGCAGAGAAGGAAGAAGAGCCGCUGCUGAAUCGGAAGCAGUCCUGUCAUAUGCCAGAAAAUGUCCGCUCGCAGGAGGUCGAGAUGGGAAGUGAGGAACUGAGGCACUGGGAGGAAUGUAAGGAACACAUCAAGGCCUACCUCGCCAUGGCCCCUCAGGAACUGCCCCCUAAGCCCAAGACGCUGGCUAAGAUCAUCCGCACCAAGCUGGGUGACUCCAUCAUGCUCUUUGCCCGCGAGCAAGAGCUGAAGGUCUUCUUUGACGGUCACAACGUCAAGGUGGAGCUGCCCCAGAAGUACAAGGGCCUGCACUGCGGUCUGUGCGGCGAUUUCAACGGUGAGGUCUCUGAUGAGUUUGUGGGUCCAAACAGGGAGAUUUAUGACAACUGUCAUCGCUUCGGAUACAGCUAUCAGCACUCCACAAAUGAAUGCGCCAAAGAAAACCAGUGUGCACCAGUGAUGGAGUUUGCCUAUGCCACUGAAAUUAUUCUGCCGGGCAACAAAAAUCAGUUUGCCUGCAUCUCCAAGAGACCAUUGCCCACAUGCCUGCCAACUUGCCGACCGACUGAGGAGGAGACCAUUGACGUGGAGUUUGUCUGCAUGGAACACGAAGGCGACUAUAACCCCUUCCCAACGACGAGCACCCGCGAUGUCAUCAUCAAAAAGUACGGCAACAAGAUGGCUGACUAUAAGAUCAAGAUGCCGAUGGUUACCAAGUGCGGCCACCCGAAUUAGACCCAUUCAGCAAGAAGGAGUUUCAAAGGACAGUUUUCUGAUGCCGGACCGAAGUUUCGCAGAUAAUUCACCCAAUAGCUUUUUACACUUACCCACAAAUAUCCUUGCUACAAUUCCAUCAUAGGUUCACGAUUUCUUAAAACUUUGCGAAGCAUUUUUUAAAUUUUGCCUUUUUCUGUGUGAAAUGUCUUGUGUUUCAGAUUUGUAUAUUUGUAUUGGGAAGUUGAGGUGAGGGUUUAAAAGCCUUAUGGGGCAUAUUGAGAAAAAGAAUAAAAAAAAAAAACGAGAACGACAGUGGGUCCUCGUGAAGUUGAGUGAAAUGCACGAAAGUGGGUUUUCCCUUGCGUGUAGGCCUUAUCUCAUAUUCCUGGCAUACAUGUACAAUUUGGUGGGAGGGAUUGAAAAAUGAUUCAAAAAAGAGGCGAAAAAGUUGCUUCAUGGAACUUGAAAAUACACAACUUUUAUAUAAUCAACAGUCAGUACAACAGCAAAGGCUGAUGAGAGACACCUCAAAUGUAGUGAUAUUAAAAUGCUAAAAUUCAAACGAAGCAAAUAUAUUCAUGACAUUAGUAGGCCUAGAUACCUAAAGUUUGAUUAAAAAGUGGCUUUAAGAUCCAUAUAUCAGUGUGACAUGCAAAGAUCAGAACUUGUGCUCCAACAUUAUGGUAUUCAAAAACCUGGUGAGGAAUUUUCAAUAAACUUAACUUUAAAUUACACGUUAAUAUAACGUGUGCACGAGC
Messenger RNA from Acanthaster planci (crown-of-thorns starfish), 6200 nucleotides. RefSeq names its product vitellogenin-2-like. NCBI's taxonomy places the organism in Eukaryota, Metazoa, Echinodermata, Asteroidea, Valvatida, Acanthasteridae. Gene Ontology annotation, molecular function: lipid carrier activity. Gene Ontology annotation, biological process: lipid transport. The record is from RefSeq and is a predicted model, not a curated record.